Argiope bruennichi is the source of this 1224-nucleotide messenger RNA. RefSeq names its product glutamate receptor ionotropic, delta-1-like. Gene Ontology annotation, cellular component: membrane. Lineage: Eukaryota; Metazoa; Arthropoda; Arachnida; Araneae; Araneidae. Bases 1 to 1224 code for a protein of 407 amino acids. The record is from RefSeq and is a predicted model, not a curated record. The transcript has a single exon. Gene Ontology annotation, biological process: monoatomic ion transport. Gene Ontology annotation, molecular function: glutamate-gated receptor activity.
AUGUCUUUGCCUUCAGUAGUAGAUGUUGGUUUCAUUCCAAAUAAGUAUUUGUUUGAGGCUAAUAUAAUAAACAGAACUUUGCAAAUUCAAGGAAUUGAAGGAUGUUUCUUGGACUUAUUAUCUAAGAUAUUAGGAUUCAGAUAUCGUUUGAAAUCUCCUGUUGAUAGAGAAUCUGGAACUAGAAAACCAGAUGGCAACUGGACUGGAUUAAUGGGAAUGCUUCAAAGAAAAGAAGUUGACAUGGCAUUUUAUUUCCUCACUCCAUCUGUAGAGAGAGCAAAAAUAAUUGAAUUCAGCGAACCUUAUGAUGUGAAUGAAAUAAGAUUUCUUGUCGACAAACCAGGACAUGUACCUGUGAGAUGGUCCAUUUUUUACCCAUUUGACUUUGCAACUUGGGUCGGUAUCCUUCUUAUAUUACUUUUAGGUCCAAAAAUAUAUAUAACUUUCCUUAAUCUUAAAAUUUCAUAUCCAAGACUUCUUUUUCAGUUGCUUGGAAGUAUGCUGCAACAACCGCUGACCAUACAGCUGCAUUCUGCCAAAGGCAAAAUAAUUUUAUUUUCAUGGGCUGUCUUUGCGAUGCUCAUAUCAUUGUGCUACUCAUCAAUAUUACUAUCGUUUCUCACAGUUCCUAUAGAAAAUCAGCCUCUGAAAAACUUUUUGGAACUGUCACAUGCCGUUGAAAAGGGAAGAUACAGAUGUUUUGGACUGAAAGGAUCGAGAAUGUUGGGAAUGUUCCGUUCUUCUCCUCAAGAGCAUCUGAGAAUUCUGGGAAAAGCCAUUGAAAAGAAUGCAUGGUUUUUUGAUGGCAAUAACAACAUAGAAGAACUAAGGAGUAUUUUAAAAAGAACAGCUAUUAUUGAUAAUCUGUUUAAAUUACGAUUAUUUCAACGAACGCUGAGACAUGAUUCUUCUGUGCUAUCACAAGAUGUCCUUGAAACUAUAAAUUUUAUAAUAGCACUGAGAAAGGAUUUUCGUUACAAGAAAAAGUUGAAUAAAGCGAUAUCUAAAAUAAGAAGUGCUGGAUUGUAUCAGAAGUUAGAGAAAGAUGAAUUUCUGAGAGUUACUCUGAAAUACAAUGUCUUAGACGAAGAAGAUGAUGCUAUGCAGUUGAAAGUUAUUGACAUGGCUGGCACGUUUGCUUUCAUUGCAAUUGGCUAUUUUCUCUCAUUUUUAGCUUUAUUAUAUGAAAUCAUUCAUUACCGCAUAACUAAUAAGAUAUUAUAA